AUGGAGAUGGAGGAAACAAGGGCCAGACGGCCCCAUCUUGUGCAUAGUCACGCCCAUGAAGGCGAUAUUCCUGGGACGGUGGAUCUUCGUGCCGUCGAGGGUGAUGACACGGCCUAUGGACAAGCGUUGUACCCGGUUCCGGCGGAGGACCCGAAUGACCCUCUUCAGUGGCCGAUUUGGAAGAAAAACACCAUUCUUCUCAUCAUGGCAUUUUACUCGUUCCUCGGGAACAGUUCCUUGACUGGGCCGUCGGUCUACAUUACAUUAUACAGCGAGGAAUUCGGUAUCUCUCCAGCUGCAGCUUCGGGAUUGAUCUCUUACCCGAACUUGGCAUUCGGAUUUGGGUCGCUUUUCCUUGUGCCCCUAUAUUUGAAGAUAGGAAGGCGUCCAGUGACACUCUUAUCAAUGGCGACGUUUGUCGCUGGCUUGAUCGGUGCCUCGAGGGCUACGAGCUACAGCGGGCUUAUGGUUGCUCGGGUCUUUCACGGCUUUGGCAGUGGCGUCUGCGAGAGCUUGCCCGUGCAGCUUGUCAACGAUAUCUUUUACAUUCACGAGCGGGGAAAGAAGAUUGGCUACUAUACUAUCUGCCUCUGCCUAGGAGCGACGGGUCCCCUAUACGCUGGAUAUAUGCUGGGAGGAGGAAACUCGUGGCGACUCUUCUUCUACGUCGAAGCCGCUUUUGCUGCCGCCCUUUUGAUCUUGGCGUUCAUCUUCGUCGAGGAAUCUACAUAUCACCGCUCCAAACAUUUGACGCAAGAGAUCUCAUCAUCCCCCUCGCUCGCCAUGGACCCGACAGAUGAAAUGAAAAACCAUCCAACGCAGCUUGAGAACGUGUCAUCGGUGUCGGUGCCUCGGAGAAAGAGCUUUCUGUCUACUCUCAAACCUUGGAGCGCUAUUGAUCCAGAGCCCGAGUUCUUCAUGACAAUCGCCCGGUCUUUUACGUAUUUCUUGGUCCCAGCAGUUUUCUGGGUAAUCAGUACCUACGGGCUAUAUAUCGGCCUCGGAGCUUUGGCAUUCAAUUACACCUUCCCACUCAAGAUCACGGCGCCCCCAUACAACUGGAGUGAAACAAAUUCCGGCCUCAUAGCAGUGGCCUCCUUCAUCGGCUACCUUCUCGCCCUCCCAUUCACCUCAACCUCCGAUCGAUUAGCCGCCUACCGCACAAAACGCAACAACGGAAUCCGUGAAGCCGAAAUGCGCCUCCCAGCCCUCUUCCCAGCUAUCCUCCUCGCCCCAGCCGGACUGGUAGUCUACGGGUUCACCGCGCAGCGCGACCUGCACUGGAUCGGAUACUUUGUCGGAGUCGUCAUGGACCAAUUCGGAUCAUACUUGUACUUUACGUUUACACUUGCUUACGCCGUGGACUCGUACUAUGCAAACACGUCUGAAAUGCUCAUCGCCAUGAACCUGGGCAAGCAGGCUAUCUCCUUCGCUGGUACCCAGCUCACUCUGACAGGCCUCCGGGGCUAUUCCGCUUCGGCCCUGGGGGCUCUCAACCUCGCGACGACCUCGCACGGCCCUGCAUAUUAA
Messenger RNA from Penicillium cinerascens, 1530 nucleotides. Its product is annotated as MFS transporter. Gene Ontology annotation, molecular function: transmembrane transporter activity. NCBI's taxonomy places the organism in Eukaryota, Fungi, Ascomycota, Eurotiomycetes, Eurotiales, Aspergillaceae. Bases 1 to 1530 code for a protein of 509 amino acids. The transcript has 10 exons. Gene Ontology annotation, biological process: transmembrane transport. The record is from RefSeq and is a predicted model, not a curated record.